GUGCUUCAUUAAAGCGGUUGAUUUUGAAUGAGAAUGCAGCGUGUGUGUGUGUGUGAGUGUGUGUGGUUGUGUUGAAGGUGGGGGUGGAGGGUGUUGCAGGACAUGCGAGUGGCUGUUGCUCGUUGUUCCCUCGCAGCUGGAAGUUCAGCAGAUGCAUCAGGAGAGGAGAGUGGAGCCGACAGACUGCAGGCGAAUGGGCUGACUGAAAACCAGCAACAAGACGAACCUCGGACUCAUGUAGACUGACACCAUGGAUGGAGCUGCUCGCUGGUCCAGCUCUCUGGGAGCUCUGCAGUAGGAUGCAAGUGUGUGUCUCCAUCUGUCUGCUCCCACCGAUGACUUCCCUCCUCUGCCUGCUCAUCCUGUCCGGCUUGGCCUUCUCAUUCCAACUGGGUUUGGAGGAUGUUUUCUUCAGUCCUCAGAACCAGACAGUCAGAGAAGGAGAGGCAGUUUUCCUUCAGUGUGUUUCAGGAGAAAGUUCACCUCCUGCAACCAUCACCUGGAUUAAAGAUGGAGACGUGGUCACAGGAGGAGGACAGAUUCAGGGUGAAUAUGGAGGAGGUCACCAGAAGAAAACUUCAGGCACUCUGCAUCUUUCCAACGUAACAUUAGAGGAUGGAGGGAUUUACGUUUGCGUCACAUAUAAUGCUUUACUGAACAUCAGCAAGAAGAGCAAAUCAGCUAAACUAACGGUGCACGGGGUCCCGAGGAGGCUGCAGAUCAUCCAGGGCCCUGACAAUAUCACCGUUGCUAUGGGAACCGAGGUCUCCAUGCACUGUGCGGUCCGCGGCUUCCCCGUUCCCAUGGUGCACUGGUUCAAAGACGGCUGCCUCCUGACGAACUGCUCGGCCUCGUUCAGCCUCCAGAACAAUGGACAGCUGCUCACAUUCAGAAAUGUGACCAAAGAGGACGAGGGCUCGUAUCACUGUGAAGCCUCCAACCAGAACGAGACCAUAAAGUCCUACACGGCCUUCCUACUUCCAGCUGAGAUGGACUGGAGUUUUGUGCAGCAGCCCACAAACCUGACAGUGAAGAGAGGAGAAAAUGUGACGGUGACCUGCAGACCUCCAUUCAGCCGACCAGCAGCCGAGGUGUCCUGGUUCAAAAACGACCAGCUUCUCAGACCUUCAGCUCAUGUAGCUGUAGUGCCCAGCGGAGACCUGUUCUUCCACAGUGUUCGGGUGGAUGACAGCGGCAGCUUCUUCUGCAGAGCUUCAAACAUCCACCUGCAGAGAUUCCUCACAUCUAGAAAGGCGACACUAACUGUGCUGGCUCCUCCGUUAGUGAAGCUGUGGCCCCAGGUGCUGACGGUGCCGCUUGGAGCUCAGGUGGUUCUGGAGUGUCAAGUAUCCGGUCACCCUUUACCCUCCAUCAGCUGGGUGAAGAGAGGCCACUCCAAGCAGACUGGAGGAAAGAUUAGAAUGGGGCUGAGAAAUGCAACUCUGCACAUCCAGUCAGCCAGGAGCUUUGAUGAGGGGACGUAUGUAUGCGAGGCCUCCAACACACUGGGAAAAGUCCACAGCACUGCACUGCUGAGAGUCGCUGUGAGCCCCAUCAUCGUGACCUUCAUAGGUCAGAUGAGCUGCAGGAUCGGAGCUUCAGUAGUUCUGCCCUGCAGAGCUGUAGGAAUUCUGCCCAUCACCUACACCUGGACCAAAGGUGGAGCAGAGACACAAUCCUCCAUCAGUCCCAGUAAGGACAGACGUAUUGAUGAAGAUGGAGCCUUACAUAUUUCCAGUGUUCAGCACUUUGAUGCAGGAGAGUAUUACUGUACAGCCGUGAACCGAGCUGGACGGCAUCAGAAACGUAUGAUCCUCAUUCUCACAGCUGAAGAACUUCCAGCUGAUAGAGGCAAGCAGACAAGACUGGUUUUGUCUGCUAGCACCAAUCCAAAUGAGGAACUUCCAAUUUCCCGUUUGAGUGUUUCUGUGGCUGAGCAACAUCUCAGAACAGGACAUGGUCCUCAUGUACCUGCACAGCAUAAGGAGACAACAUGCACAAGCUCCAACAGUCCAACUACCUUUCCGAUAUUUUCAAGAAAAGCCGUCGCUGAGCUAAAGAUGUCAUCGGAGUCUCGUAAACAUCUUUCAGAGCAACAUCUGAAUCAGCCAACAGCCGAUCCAACCCAGCCUGCACUGGUCACACAGAUGCAGCCUCCCAUAUUACCACCGCCUCCACGUCCCAACUUCCAGUCAGCUGAUCUCCACACCAAACUACCAGUCACCAGUGACCCGCUUGCUAUCUCAAACAGUCUGACGGCCACCAGUGAAGUUUUGGAUGCAACCCUUCAGUUUCUGCUCUCUGAAAGUCCAUCUUUGAGACGAACAUCAUCACAAUUCCAGCAUCAAGUCAGCGGCCAGUUGAUUGUAAAGUCUGAAAUUCAGGACUUGAACAUCAACGCUGUGUCUCUGGCGAGUCAAAUCACUAAGACGUCUGCUUCAAAGCUUCCAGUCGGUGCAUCCUUUGGCUUCCUCAAGUUGGAUUCAUUUACAUCAACUCCAGCACAGACUCCUGGGACCCAAACUGAGAUGAGAAACUCAGGUUUAGUUACCUACAUGGUCACUUCACAACCUGAAUUGCCCCAAACUCAACUGAACCACAUUUCACAUUUCACAUUUACAGAAAGGUCCCUUUCCCAGUCCAACCAGGAGGCAAACUCAACGCAGAUUUAUCAAACUAAGGAAACUCAUCUGCAGCCUUCACCAACACUUCACCCUCAUCCUCACCAAUCCUUUACAGGAAACAUUUUACCAAAGUUUCAUCUUGAACUCUCACCAGUCCAGCCUUCCACACAACCUCCACCUUCUUCAAUAACCAAACCUCAGCCAUCCCAGACUUCAACAACAACUUCUAAACUUCCUCAAACCCAAUCUGAAUCUUCUCCAACACAGAACCCACCAUCAACCAUCCAUCCUCCUGAUCCUACCCUUUCAACGUUGGACCCUGAAGUUGUCCAUGAGGUCAACAGGUCCAAUCAGCUAAAUUCAACUCAUUCUUCUAAAUCGGCCAAUGACACAGAGCUGACAGACUGGCUGAAGAGGAACACCUCCCCGUCGCCCAUGACCAGCAGCGAUCACAGAGUGACACAGCGGUCGCCAUCAUGGCUGCCUGUCCUGGAGAAACAUGACAUCCCCAUUGUGGUGGGAGUCGGUGUGUCUCUGGCCUUCAUCUUUAUCACUGUUAUUUUCUAUUCGGUGGUCCAGAAGAAUGAACCUGCACCGACAAGUCGAGCAGCUCAGAGGAACCUCGGAGUCCCUGUGCGACACGCAGAACGUCGAGCUGCAGGACGCACAUAUGAAAACAGAGCUUUCGAAGACGAUGACUGUGUUGCGGUGAUUGAGCAGAGCCCCAACACAUCUGACACCAGAGCUCGACCUCCUGGACCGAGUGUGGUCAUGGUGCAGAUGGAGCCUCCGUUUGAGGAUCUCCAGGAGGAAACGCUGAACACUGUGGACAACCACUCAGUCACUGUGGAGACUCAUCCAGAGCCCAUCGUAAACACUAAGAUGGAGCCGUGUCUGGAGGAGGAGAAGGGCUGCAGUCUGUCUCAGCCCAGCAUCCAGCUGCAGUGUGCUGAGGACUGGACCAGCAACACAGGAGACAACCACAGUCCGUGUCAGGACGCCUUGCCUCCUCCGUCACCUCUACCCUCCCGUUCUCCUUCCCCAUCUCCCCCGUCCAGACGAGAGGAAGGCCUGCACUCCUCUUUAACCCUUCACAGUGCCGAACCCUGUGCGGCACCGAUCCACCACAGCCUCAGCAUCUCCCAUGGAAACCCCCCCCUGCUGCUGUCCCACCACGUCUCCCUGGGCCUGACGACGGUCGCCGUUGACGUCCACUUUUACCCAGCGUCCACUGCUUCGAUGGCAGCGGGUGCCAGCACUCACAUCAACUCAGUCACUAAUUCCACGUCAGUGACUGCACCUCUGUUCAGCCCUCCACUAGUGAACAGCCAGGAGAGCGAGUCCACCGCCAGGUUCCAUCAGUGCAAGGAGAAUCUUCAUCUGUAGCUGUCCAGGCGUGAUGAGGAUCAGGUGCCUCAUAAACUGCUACAAAGGGAGGAAGACAUUUUAAAGGAAGAGUUCAACAUUUUGGGAAGUAUGCUUAUUUACUGUCUUGCUGAGAGAGAGAUGUGUUUGCGAAUAAGCUGUAUGACCUCAUUAUGUGAAAUUAUUUGGAAAAUGAAGCAAUAAGGAGGCAGAAUGGAGACACAACACCUGAUUUGUUGAAUGAAAAGGGAGAAAUUAAUGAAAUUACUAUAAAUAGAUGUCAAACACAACUUUUGCUUAACGGAAAUCCAAGCACAACCACUACUAACAUGUUAAGCUCCUAAAACCUCCAAUUAUAAAGCAAACCAGGAGUGAAGAGGAUUAUCAAGUCAUUUAUCUGGAUACAUUUAUAUAUCUACACCCGAGUCCUCAAAAUAUUUAUCAAACUAACUUUAACAAGGAAAGAGAGAGACAUUUGGAAGGCUUUUUAUUCCUAUUUUUUUCUGUUUUUAUGCCUGAAAACCCAUCGGGGGAUUUAAAGGUCUGCUAUCUGUAAAAAACAUAUACAAUACAAGUAGUAAAUAUUUUUAUUAUUACUAUUUAGAGCACCAUUUUUCCAGUAUUGAUAAGACCUGUAGACUCUUGGAAGAAUGUUGUUGAUUGCAGGAUAUUUGUAAAGUAGAUCAUAAAAUAAUUUUAAUUUUAGCUUUUUCUCAUUUUUAUAAUUCAUGUUUACAAAAUACAUUUGGUUUAUGGAUGUCCUGUUUCCAUAGAGGUAAUGGACUUUAUAUUGCAAUUAAAAAGGAGCCCACAGUAAGGAAAAAUGUAACGGGAGCAAAAAAUGCUCAGAGAUUCCUUUGUGUUCAAAGUAUGAAAGUAGAGUAAGGAGGUGAUUAGCUUAGCAUAGCAUAAAGCAUGGAAGUUGGUCUCAAAAAGUCAAAAUACACUUCAUAACUCCACUUAAACUCAAUAUUUAUCACUAUGAAUCAUAUUUUUUGAAAAAUUGCGUAUGAAUGCAAAUAAAAUAUAAUCAAUUUGUGGUUUCGUAGUGAUGUUAAGGUAAUUAUUUCCUGACCGAGCAUACGUCUGCCAUUUCUCUAUGAAAUUCUGUGUAACACCACCUAAACUUUUUAAAAUAAUUUUUGUUGUAUACACAUUAAAAAACUUAGAUACAUCAUGUUUAAUACUAAGAUUUACAGAUGAUGGUAUCAGCAGAACGUGACUUCUCCCCUGCUUCUUCAAAUCUUUAUGCUAAGCUAGGCUAACUAUCUCCAGGCCUCAGCUACAUAUUUAAAACACAUCUAACUUGUGACAAGGAAUAUAAGAAUGUUUCCCAGGAUAGAAAUAAAACACUGAACGAUGGGACUCACAUUUUUUAUUCGUAGCCACAUUUUUUUGUUACCAUGUUUUUCAUAGCUUUAGCUCAGCACUUUCUGUAUUUUAUUCCUGUACUGAUUAUUUAAGGUCACAUGACCUGUUUAACAGGCUACUGCAGCUUUACCAUGAAUAGUGUUUCUUUUGUUUUAAUUCUUUAUUUUAAUAUUGAAAUAUAAAAGAGAUAAUGUACAUGUUUAGAAUGAAUUUCAUUAUUAUGUACUUUUCACUCUAAAUAAUUUUAUGUAACUGGUUCUAGUUUGGCUCAAAAGACUAACGUGUGUCUUCUUUAGUGAAACAGCCAAGGAUACGUUACUUUGCAAUUUUUUGUGAUCGACUGCACACAAUAUUGUUUUAUCUUAUUCUCAUGUCAAGGUUCUGGACUGUUACUCCUGUUUUGAAGCCAAAGGAAGGUAACUAGUAUGUCAAUAAACAUUCAGUCAAGACAUCCAAAGUCCGUUGGUGAUUGAAGACAUGUUUUAUGUUACAAUUUUAGUCGCUGCACAUCAUUAAAGAUCUUUGUCACCAUG
This is a messenger RNA of Amphiprion ocellaris (clown anemonefish), 5893 nucleotides long. Its product is annotated as mucin-2. NCBI's taxonomy places the organism in Eukaryota, Metazoa, Chordata, Actinopteri, Pomacentridae. The transcript is spliced from 19 exons. Gene Ontology annotation, cellular component: plasma membrane. Gene Ontology annotation, biological process: homophilic cell-cell adhesion. The coding region runs from base 255 to 4010 and encodes 1251 amino acids. The record is from RefSeq and is a predicted model, not a curated record.